AUGAUAGAUGUGUCUCCUUUCUCUUCGUUGGAGGACGCAACCACAUUUACAAGACAGUCGUGGUUUAAAGAGUCCCAUAUACAAUCAUGGUUGGAUGCCUUCUCUGGACCCAGUCACCUCUAUCGAGCCAUUCGUCAUGCCCCGGCUUCAAUGACGAGGGAAUUGCUUCAUUGGGACCGAAAGUACCGGGCUAAAUUUGGGUUUGAGUUUAUAACAAAUACGAAAACGUGGUGCUCACAGGAAAUACUUGACGAGGUGAAGGUACACUAUGAAAAUACUCUUGUUGUUGAACUGGAUAUUGCAGCACGAGAGGAAUUCAAACUCAUAGAACAUGGACUUGAACGACUAUGGGAACCUAUGAUGUACCUCUCAGGGUUAUCUCGAUACCAGAUUCAUGAGGCAUCCGUAGAAACGGGGGAGGUGGUUUUGGAUUCAGUGGAGAAAGAGGCCGUUGUCUCCUCCGAUAGCUCUGAAGAGGCUGAUUCUACUGGACAAAAGGCCUCGAUGCUAUCAUAUGACCUCAAUAAAAUGCCGGACAAGAAUGAAUAUCCAUAUAGUGGAAUGUCUCCUGAUAAGAAGAAUGCCUGGCACCUAGCUAUGUGGGCGACACGAUACCUGAACCCUUGA
Arachis ipaensis is the source of this 627-nucleotide messenger RNA. Lineage: Eukaryota; Viridiplantae; Streptophyta; Magnoliopsida; Fabales; Fabaceae. The record is from RefSeq and is a predicted model, not a curated record.